Molecule: messenger RNA, 1283 nt
Organism: Malania oleifera
Lineage: Eukaryota; Viridiplantae; Streptophyta; Magnoliopsida; Santalales; Ximeniaceae
Product: protein SOB FIVE-LIKE 5-like
Exons: 4
Coding region: 419-1024 (201 amino acids)
Biological process (GO): cytokinin biosynthetic process
Source: RefSeq, a predicted model, not a curated record
CCAAACACACCCACUAGAACCCGCCCAACUGGCAAUUUUUGAUUCAUUCACAUAGAGAGGCGAGCGAGGUGAGUCAGGACAAAAACAGUCUAGGAUUCUACCUCGAUUCUCUUCGCUCUUUUCCACUGCUCCCCCCCUCCCCCUCCCCCUCCCUCUGUCAAUCUAUAUAUCUCACUCGAACACACCACCCACACUUACACUCACACACUCAGAUUGAGGAGGAGCUAUCUGUUAAUUUUCAUCUACUGAUGAGCUCUAUUUCUGUGAAAUUAUAAUUCACAAUCCCAUUGAAGAAUACCCAUUUCGCCAUUUAUUGUUUUUCACGCAUUUAAGCUCUCUUCUUGCCUAUUGAAGAAGACCCAUUUCGCCAUUUGCGGUUUUCACUGUUCUUCCGGCUGCAAUUAGGGAGAAGAUCACCAUGGAUGUGCAGCUGGCUUCGGAAUGCGGGAGCGGGUGCGAGUCUGGUUGGACUCUGUACUUAGAACAAUCUUUUCUUUCCCAAAAUCCUUCCGACAGAGGCCACGGAUUUGCCGACAGUAGGGGCGUUUUCACCGAACAGAAUCAAGAGAGGAGGGCGCAGUUUCAAGAUCAGGACGAAGAAGAAGACCUUUCUAUGGUCUCUGAUGCCUCUUCGGGGCCUCCCCAUUUCCCUGAAGACGACGCAGAGUGCUGCAACGACGACAAUGGUUGCUUCUAUCCUGCUUCCGUGACCGCCGCAGCCCCCGCAUUGGCCAACAGCGGCGGAAAAAGGCAGAAAACCAAAGAACGCCGGCGGCGAGACCACCAGGCCCAGCCUUCCUCUCUUGAUGACACCGCUAGCUCCCCUGCCUACAACUUCUCCAUGAACAAUGCGGCUCUCACCAACAAUCAAGUUUCCAUGGAGAGCAUUUUGGAUUACUCACAGGGCUUCUCUGCUACUCACUAUGAGGGGAGAUCUACAUUCCAGAACCAGUACUUUGGUUUCUUACAGUCUGGAAACCAACUUCAGCAAAACCAGUGGUUUGAUGGGAAAAGGUGGGGUUGAGAGAGAAGGUGGUGAUUUCUGUCACAUGCUGGUUGCUGCAGCUGGAGCAGUUGCUUAAAAGGAGAUGGAGGGAGGGUUGUCAAAAGGGAAAAAGAAUUAGAUCUCAAAAAGGGAUCUUGUAUCUUUUUCUUUCUUUUCUUUUUUCCCUUCAAUCUUUUUUUCUUUUUUUUUGUUCUUUAUUUCACUUUGCCUGUCAAUGCGAUGGGAAACACCCCAAGAGCCAAAGACUGAAAUAAAUUUCUUGAUUUCAGGAUUUUAA